Vollenhovia emeryi is the source of this 564-nucleotide messenger RNA. RefSeq lists its product as uncharacterized. The transcript is spliced from 2 exons. NCBI's taxonomy places the organism in Eukaryota, Metazoa, Arthropoda, Insecta, Hymenoptera, Formicidae. The record is from RefSeq and is a predicted model, not a curated record. The coding region runs from base 1 to 564 and encodes 187 amino acids.
AUGGUUCCGAAUUCCCAAAUCCCCUUCCUGGAUGUCCUGGUCCGUAGGAACGAAGACGGCACCCUAAGCCACAACGUCUACCGCAAACCAACGCACACGGACCGAUACCUCCACGCAAACUCCCACCAUCACCCUGCCCAAAAGAAUUCGGUAAUCAGCUCUCUAGUCCACAGAGCACUCUCCAUUUCGGAAUCAGCCGCCCUGAACGGAGAGCUAAACCACCUUCACCAAACCCUGGCCAGGAACGGAUACAGCAGCAGAAACAUCAGCCGUACCAUCAAUAAGCUGACCAACAAGCAAACCGGCCAGAAUAACACCACGACACCAGAGACAGAGAAAGAGAAGAUUAAGGCAGUAGUCCUCCCAUACGUCAGAGGCACCACGGACCGCAUCAGCAGAAUCCUGAGCAAACACAACAUCAAAGCAAUUUUCAAACCUUGCAACAAGCUCUCACAAAUGCUCUCCAAUCCCAAGGACCGGAGACCCCCUUUGACAGCCCCAGGGGAUUACAAGAUCCCAUGCUCCUGCGGCAGUGUACAUAGGAGAAACCGGGAGGAAGAUUAG